Molecule: messenger RNA, 1627 nt
Organism: Helicoverpa zea (corn earworm)
Lineage: Eukaryota; Metazoa; Arthropoda; Insecta; Lepidoptera; Noctuidae
Product: organic cation/carnitine transporter 7-like
Exons: 10
Coding region: 1-1551 (516 amino acids)
Biological process (GO): transmembrane transport
Molecular function (GO): transmembrane transporter activity
Source: RefSeq, a predicted model, not a curated record
AUGGAAAACAAAACGGGCACCAGGCAGAAUAGAGGAGACAGUUUACCUAAAAGUAUUGUAACUAUAACAAGUAAUGCACAGGAAGAUAGAGUCUACACUUAUGGCGAAGCCAUUAACUUAGCGGGUAACGGCUGGUACAGCAUCGGGCUGCUGAUCACCCUGAGCACCUGCACCCUUGCCAUGGGAGUGGACAUGUUCGGCUUCUCCGUCGUGGUCAGCGGCUGCACCUGCGACUUCCUGCUGGAUAUCAGCCAGACCAGUGUGCUGCUGUCCAUGCCUUUUGUUGGUCCAAUAGUAAUGGCGUACCCCUGGGGCUACAUCUCCGACACUCAGGGUCGACGCAAGAGCCUCCUCAUAGCCAUGUGGGCGAGCUUCGUGGUGUCCACCAUCGGCGCCUUCUCUCCCAACUGGGUGGUGAUGGCAGUUCUCAAGUUUGUUAGCACUAGUCUGUGCAGCUGCGCGCAGUCAGCAUCAUACACACUGCUGGGUGAAUCUUGCGCAGAGAGAGUGAGGGAUUCCUACAUGCUAAUCAUGACCAGUGUUUUAGACUUCAGCUUAGCAGCUUACGUUGCCGUAGGCUACUGGAUCUUGAACCUCGACUUCUCUUACGACAUGGGCGUGAUGACAUUCACCCCCUGGCGUCUCCUAGCCCUCACCCUGGCUCUGCCCCUGGGUAUCGGAGCAUUAGGCACACAGUUCUUCUACGAGAGCCCCAAGUUCCUGGUCAAUGUCUCCCGGGAAGAUGAGGCUGUGGACUGCCUGAGGAAGAUUUGGAGGAGAAAUAAUGGAAAGGGGGAGAAAUAUCCUUGCAAGAAAAUAAUCCUGAAUGAAGUAGGCAAUGAUCGUCGUAAGGAUGCUUCUUUGAUGGAGUCUCUGUGGGAACAGAUAGUGCCACUGUUCAGACCCCCACUGUUAUGGAAGAGUAUUCUGUUGUACUUCUUUACUGCCGUCAUUUUUAGCACUAACAACAGCUUCUUCAUCUGGUUUCCUUACCUGGCGGAGAAGUUUUCUGAAGGCUUGAACUCCCAGGAUGCUGGCGCUGCAACUGGGAUGUGCGAAAUGAUCACCAGUAAUAGCAAUAACACUACCGAAGAUUUCGAAUGCACUUCAACAAUGGACAUCAGCCUAGUCUGGUCGAGCCUCGCGCAAGGCGUCACCUUCGUCAUCAUCAUGCUAGUCGUCACCAAGCUGGCGCACAGGAAGAAAGCGCUCAUGAUCAUAAUCAUGACCUUCUCUGCUGUCUCCUCGGUGGGAGCUGCCCUCGUGAAGGACAAUAUCACCAGCUUUAUCAUGUUCUUUGGGUUAUUGACCAAUGAGCUGUGUAUUGGGAUCAUUUAUACGUAUUUUGUUGAUAUGUAUCCUACUUCUUAUAGGGGCAUGGCAGCCUGUAUAGGCGUAAUGGUAGCUCGGCUGAGCGCACUGGGCGGGGUCAACGUCCUCGGUGCCUUCAUUAUGUCACAUUGCAGUUCCGUGUUCUACGUCUGCGGAGGACUUAUGAUGAUUGCAGCCGCAUUUGCUUGUCUGCUGCCGCCAGAUAUACGGAAAAAAUAAACCGUGUGAUACAUAUUCCAUAGUAUUUUAUUUUUAAGUAUUUUUUACUUUUGUUUUGUAAAUAAAUAAACACAGA